GGAAAUCCCCAAAGCAGGAGUUACGACACAAUUAGCUGUCCGUGUAAAACAGCCUACUUCCGGUUUGUAACACUGAAAACAAGCAGCGGUGCUGAUUUACCGGCUUUAUAGGCGUCUUUCUCUCCGCUAGGACUAACGUUAAACGGGUGGUUUAAAGCGACCUCACAGCGCUGCUACAGCAACAAGACGAGCUCCUUCAGGACACAAAGGAGAUAUAUGAAGAGAUCGUGUGAAUUUGAGAAGCUAGACGCGGCCGCUGUCAUGUACGGAAGUGCAGGUCUGCCCGAGCUCAUCCCGCCCGCAUGCGCACUGCGACCCAGCGCCGUCCUGCCCUACAGCCCCGGACCCGGAGCAGGGGACAGACACGGGGCACAGCUGUCCUCUAACCCCCGCAUGAUGCACAGAGCCCCCAAACUCGGCCAGAUCGGUCGCUCCAAGAGAGUGGACCUUGAUGAUGAAGACUUGGAUGAUAUCAUGAACAACAACAGGAGCUUCCCUAUUUCUAUCAGUGUCUCACCUAUUGCUUAAAGCAUGCUGGACUGUGCCAAAGCUGUCGUGGCCAACAUCAUUAAUCAAGUUAUGAACCAUUACAAAGUGCACACAAUUAUUACAAAGUGGAAUCAUUUAAACACACACACACACACACACACACACACACACACACACACACACACACAAUAUCAUCUCUCUCUCUUUCUGUAUUUUUCUGUCUUUUAUCUCAGGACUGCUGACUGUUCAGUGCUCUGCUGUGAUCAUUGCUUUUUCAGCACUUGUAACUUUAAUCUUGUGGCUGUGACAUUGACUGUCGUCGUUCCCUCUUUGUUCACGCUGCAUUUUGAUACUGAGAUUGAAAAUGAAUUUCUAAAGGCACAGGGCUAUAUUCAUAAAAAGAAAAAAAAAAAGCACUUUACUGAGCGGACAAAGACCAAAGCUAGGUUUGCUCCGCUCACACAAAUGUGUUCUGUGAUAAUCUGUUAACCUGUAACACACCAUUAGCUUAGGAUUCACAGUUACCUUGGAAACCGAGGUCUUUUGGCAUGUUUCUGCUUCCUGGAUAUUUAGCAGUUCAAGUGUAUUUACAGGGAGUGCUUUUCACCUUUGGUUUGAACGAAUUACUUUCCAAAAUGGUUUAAUAUCCUGGUUGUGCUAAUAUGUGGUUUGUGCAUUAUAAUUGACUUGCAUGAAAUUGCUUGUUGAUUUUCAUUUUGUAUUUGCAAAUUGCAUUUUUGAAAAAUAAAUUAUGCAUGAUUAUCAUA
Messenger RNA from Ictalurus furcatus (blue catfish), 1256 nucleotides. Its product is annotated as calcium/calmodulin-dependent protein kinase II inhibitor 2. The record is from RefSeq and is a predicted model, not a curated record. Gene Ontology annotation, biological process: negative regulation of protein kinase activity. Bases 217 to 528 code for a protein of 103 amino acids. NCBI's taxonomy places the organism in Eukaryota, Metazoa, Chordata, Actinopteri, Siluriformes, Ictaluridae. Gene Ontology annotation, molecular function: protein kinase binding; calcium-dependent protein kinase inhibitor activity. The transcript is spliced from 3 exons.